CGGCGACACUCUCAGUGUUAUCAACCGAAGACACCCGUCACUACAGCAGCGAAUCACAUGGGAGCGAAAGUAUGUCACCAUCACAGCAGGAUGAUGACGACGACGACACAAUGGACGGCGACAAUAGCCUCAGUAGUAAGCGGAGACGCACCGGGACACCACAUAAAAGAGACCAACAGCGGCGAUUCGACUGCGAUGUCUGUAAUCGGUCGUUUGCCAGACAGUAUAAUUUGAAAACCCACAGGUUAACGCAUUUUCCAAAUAUCCAUGCGUCGAGACCUUUUAAUUGCCCCCAUUGCACAAAGGCGUUUACAAGAAAACAUGAUUUGCAGAGACAUUCGGUCUUGCAUGAGAGGAAGGAUAAACAUACUUGUAUGGCUUGUCAGAGAGGGUUUCCAAGGAAGGACGCGUUGAAAAAACAUUUGGAGACUGAAAAGUGCUGUCAGCCAGUAUGAAUCAAAACACCAGUUUAUUUUUUGUUACAUUCUCAUAUUUCUUCAUUGAUAUUUACUUGCAUUUUUCACAUUU
Messenger RNA from Kickxella alabastrina, 528 nucleotides. RefSeq lists its product as uncharacterized. Gene Ontology annotation, molecular function: RNA polymerase II cis-regulatory region sequence-specific DNA binding; DNA-binding transcription factor activity, RNA polymerase II-specific. Gene Ontology annotation, cellular component: nucleus. The record is from RefSeq and is a predicted model, not a curated record. Gene Ontology annotation, biological process: regulation of transcription by RNA polymerase II. NCBI's taxonomy places the organism in Eukaryota, Fungi, Kickxellomycota, Kickxellomycetes, Kickxellales, Kickxellaceae. Bases 72 to 455 code for a protein of 127 amino acids. The transcript has a single exon.